Cylicocyclus nassatus is the source of this 426-nucleotide messenger RNA. The record is from the annotation of a GenBank genome assembly. Lineage: Eukaryota; Metazoa; Nematoda; Chromadorea; Rhabditida; Strongylidae.
AUGAGCGGAACCGACCUUACCAAGGAUACCCCAUGUCGUAAGGACACAAGUGAGAAGGAAACAUUUGCAGUACUAAUAAGCAGCAAUAAGUUUGACAUUCGUGCACAGUACCAGUCAAAGGAAAACUUAGCUGUUUUGCGUUUGCUGAUGCCACAAAUUAUAUUCCAUAAUGCUAUAUAUCUGGUCCUGAUACUACUCGAGAUUACAACUCGCUUUGCUCGACGCUAUUUUACCAUUGAUAUUGCGAUGGUAGCCAACAUUAUCGGAGCUUGUGCGGUAUCCAUCUACAAUAUUUGCUCACCUUUGCUGCUAUGGUGUAUAUUACAACGCCAGAAAACUAGAAGAACUAGAGCGAUUGAGCUUUUGUCAAAGCAAGUGGCUCACCAGGACAACAUCUAUUUUUCUAAUUAUGCAUGGAAUAAUUGA